GUAUGAAAGUGAAUAGAGAAUAGAAAACUCGACGGAAGAGACGUGUAAACUGACGAGGGAACGCCCAGCUCGAGGGUCAAAACGCAUAGGAGAAUAGAGAGGCUAGGAACAGAGAAGCCAGGGGUGAGAUGACAUAAACUUUGCUGCGGAGGAAGAGUUUUGAUUUGUGCUUCAAGCGUGGAGAGGGGCCUUGUCUGGUUUAGAGCUUUGCGAAGGUGGCUCUGAGGCUACGUGGCAGAGGCCUGAAGGGAAACUGAAACCCGAAGCCGCAGAAACUCAGAAUGGGCGGCGGCCGCAGUUAGAGGGAACCGGACGGGAACCGGGGAUUUACGCAGUUAAGAGGGCUGUUCCGAGGAGCAGCGCCCGGAGCCGACCGUCAGCUCAGAGUCCCAGCCCAGCGCUCCGCGGGCGGGGCCGGAAGAGGAAGUCGGGGCUGCAGCCCAGAGGUCCGGGUACCGCCAGCGCCGCCAGCGCCCUGCUGCCCGUCCGCGGGAUGGGGCUGCUGCUGCACUUGCGGCACGCUCCCGCGGCCGCUCUGCUCUGGAGCUGCCUGCUGGGACUGACAGCUGCUCAGGAAGCCAUCCUGCACGCGGCCGCAGAUGGCUCGUCUUCACUUUCCAAGGACUAUUGCAUGCAUUAUAACCCCAAGUGGACAAGGCUUCCAAGUUCCCUAGAAAAUGCAACUUCUCUUAGCUUGAUGAAUCUGACCGGCACGCCACUGUGCCACCCUUCUGAUAUUCCUCCUGAUGGCAUAAAGAACAAAGCAGUGGUGGUACAGUGGGGAUCCUGCCACAUCCUUGAAAAAGCCCAAAUUGCCCAGAAAGGUGGUGCUGAAGCAUUGCUGAUCGCCAACAGCAGUGUUCUGCUUCCUUCCUCAAGGAACAGUUCUGAAUUUCAAAAUAUGACAAUACUAAUUGCAGUGAUAAGCCAAAGAGACUUUAAAGAUAUGAAACAGACUCUGGGAGAUAACGUUACCGUGCAGAUGUAUUCUCCAUCCUGGCCUAACUUUGACUAUACUAUGGUGGUUAUUUUUGCAAUUGCUGUGUUCACUGUGGCAUUAGGAGGAUACUGGAGUGGAGUCAUUGAAUUGGAGAACAUGAAGGCAGUGACAGAUGCGGAAGACAAAGAGACGCGGAGGAAGAAGGAAGAGUAUUUGACUUUCAGCCCCCUCACAGUUGUCCUGUUUGUGGUCAUCUGCUGUGUGAUGAUCGUCCUGCUCUAUUUCUUCUACAGGUGGCUUGUUUAUGUUAUGAUAGCAAUUUUCUGCAUAGCAUCAGCAAUGAGUCUGUACAACUGUCUUGCUGCAUUGGUUCAUAGGAUGCCAUGUGGACAGUGCACGAUUUCCUGUUGUGGCAAAAACAUUAAAGUAAGCCUGGUUUUCCUCUCUGGAUUGUGCAUCUCAGUCGCUGUUGUGUGGGCUGUGUUUAGAAAUGAGGACAGAUGGGCUUGGAUUUUACAGGAUAUCUUAGGAAUUGCUUUCUGUCUCAACUUAAUUAAAACAAUGAAGUUACCCAAUUUCAAGUCCUGUGUGAUACUGCUAGGCCUUCUCCUGGUCUAUGAUGUGUUCUUUGUCUUCAUAACACCGUUCAUCACAAAGAAUGGUGAGAGCAUCAUGGUGGAACUUGCAGCUGGGCCUUUCGAGAACGCUGAAAAGAAUGAUGGAAACUUUGUGGAAGCCACUGCUCAACCCUCAGCUCCCCAUGAGAAAUUGCCAGUACUUAUAAGGGUGCCAAAGCUGAUCUGUUACUCAGUAAUGAGUGUAUGCUUCAUGCCCGUUUCAAUAUUGGGUUUUGGAGAUAUUAUUGUACCAGGGUUUCUCCCGGUAGCUUUGGAGCCUGUUGGAGAUGACUUGCCUGUGCCUCCCCAGCACUGGGAUAAAGGAUGUACCACACUGCCUGGCAGUAUUUGUUUGUCUAUGGCUGGCUGUUGUUGCUUAAUAGAGUGUCCACCAGAUUUAUCACAGUGCUUUUACCACAAAUGGGCAGGAUUUUCAUGUUCUUUCUUAUUUCUGUUCUUCUCUUCCCCCUUUUCUUCCCCAACCCGUGUGUGUGGGGGGAGCCAGAGAUUGAUGUCCCUUACUCUCCACUUUUUUCCUUCCUUCCUUCCUUCCUUCCUUCCUUCCUUCCUUCCUUCCUUCCUUCCUUCCUUCCUUCCUUCCUUCCUUUCUUUUUUGAGACAGGGUCUCUCUACACAGCUCUAGCUGUUGGGAAACUCACUCCGUAGACCAGGCUGGCCUUGAACUCAAAGAAUGUUUCCUGCCUCUGCCUCCUGAGUGAUUAAAGUUUGUGCACCACUAUACCUGGCUCUUUAAAAUUUGUAUUUUAUUUAUUGUGCCUAUGAGUAUUUUGCCUGCGUGUGAGUCUGUACCACAUGUGUGCAGUGCCUGUGGAGGUCAGGAGAGAGUAUCAGAUUCCCUAGAACUGGAGUUACAAAUGGCUGUGAGCCACUAUGUGGAUGCUGAACCCUAGGUACCCUGGAAGAGCAGCCAGUGCUCAUAACAGCUGAGCCAUUUCUCCAACUCAAUCUUAAUUUUUGAGAUAGCAUUCCUCACUGGACAUGAAGCUCGCUGAUUCAGCUAGCCUGGGCAGCCUUUGAGAGGCAGGGAUUCACCUGUCUCCUUCCCCUGGUACGGAGGGGGCAAACAUGCUAUCACGUGUUGGUGCAGGAAUCCACACUCAGGACAGUGAGAUAACCAGCCUUUUGUCCACCGAGCCAUCCCUGCAGCCCAGUUUCCUUUUUCAAAGAGGAGUAAUACUUGAUUUUGUAUAUGUACUGCAUUUUCUUUAUCCAUUCAUUUAUUAGUAAUCACUGAGAUUGACUUCACGUCUUGGCUGUUCUGAAUAUUGAACAUGUCUUUUUACCAUACUAAUUUCACUUCCUUUGGGUUUUUGCCCAGUAGUGGUAUUGCUGACUCACGUCAUAGAAUUGUGUGUUAAGACAGUCUUUGCUGUGUAGCCCAAGCUGGACUCAAUCUCAUGAUCCUCCUGUCUCUGUCUCCUAAAUCCUUAAAUUACAAGCUUAUGCCACCAUGCAUAGCCUGCUUUUCAUUUUUUGUUAUUUGUUGUUAGGGCCUCAGGCCUACUAGGCAAAUCCAGGAAAUACUGAUGUAGUCCUUUUCCCAUUUUCUCAUUGGGUUGGUUUUUCUUACUGUUGGCUUGUUUGGGAUCCUUGCAUGUGUUAGAUAUUAGCCCUAUCAGUUGUGUUUGCAGAUAUUCCCAUUUCACAGGCUCUUUUCUCGUUCUGUUGAUUGCUUCCUUUGUUGAGUGGAAGAUUUCAUGUAACUUCAUUGUCUUUCAAUAUGUGUAUAUUAAUGAAACAUAAAAAUAUUUUCUCUCUGAUAUGGAAUAUUGAGUAGCUAAUAAAGGUCAUGUUUUUCAAAUACUGUUUAUUUGGACAAAUUAAGGGAAUUGUCUAAAGUGUGGUACCAAGUUUUUUAAAAUAAACAUAUGAAAGUUGGUUCAUGAUUUAAGAUAUUUUAAUACUCUCGUAGUCCAAAAAAAGAGUGAAAUUCAACCGGUAUUGUUUCCCAUUAUAACAGUUGAAUUUGUAGUGCCAUU
This is a messenger RNA of Alexandromys fortis (reed vole), 3557 nucleotides long. It is a transcript of the gene Sppl2a, whose product is annotated as signal peptide peptidase like 2A. The record is from RefSeq and is a predicted model, not a curated record. Bases 494 to 2200 code for a protein of 568 amino acids. Gene Ontology annotation, biological process: membrane protein proteolysis. Lineage: Eukaryota; Metazoa; Chordata; Mammalia; Rodentia; Cricetidae. Gene Ontology annotation, molecular function: aspartic endopeptidase activity, intramembrane cleaving. The transcript is spliced from 14 exons. Gene Ontology annotation, cellular component: lumenal side of endoplasmic reticulum membrane; lysosomal membrane; Golgi-associated vesicle membrane.